GGCUCCGGGGGCGGAAUGCUGCUGCCGACGCUGGUGACGUGCCUCGCCGGGUGCGCCUUCCUCCUCUCCCCGGGCAGCGAGGGCUGCGGGCCGGGCAGAGGCUACGGCAAGAGGCGCUCGCCGCGGAAGCUGGCGCCGCUCGCCUACAAGCAGUUCAGCCCCAACGUGGCGGAGAAAACCCUGGGGGCCAGCGGGAGGUACGAGGGGAAGAUCACCCGGAACUCGGAGCGCUUCAAGGAGCUCACCCCCAACUACAACCCCGAUAUCAUCUUCAAGGACGAGGAGAACACAGGUGCAGACCGCAUGAUGACACAGCGCUGCAAAGACAAGCUGAACUCUCUGGCCAUCUCGGUGAUGAACCUCUGGCCCGGGGUCCGGCUGCGGGUCACUGAGGGCUGGGACGAGGACGGCCAUCACUCGGAGGAGUCGCUGCACUACGAGGGCCGGGCGGUGGACAUCACCACGUCAGACCGUGACCGGAACAAGUACGCCAUGUUGGCUCGACUGGCGGUGGAGGCCGGCUUUGAUUGGGUCUACUACGAGUCCAAAGCCCACAUCCACUGCAGCGUCAAGUCAGACCACUCAGUGGCGGCAAAGUCUGGAGGCUGUUUCCCCGGUGACUCCAUGGUAACGGUGGCCGGCGGCGCUCAGAAGCCCAUCAGCGACCUGCGACCCGGGGAUCGAGUCUUGGCGUCUUCAGGCGGCGAUGGCAGCGGCGAGCUGGUGUUCAGCGAAGUCCUGACCUUCCUGGACCGGGACCCGGAGACCCGGAGACUCUUCUACAGCUUGCAGACAGAAUCCGGGGCUGAGCUCCACCUCACCGCCGCCCACCUGGUGUUCGUGUCUGAGGGGAACUGCUCAGAGGGGGCGGAGCCGACCCGCGGCGCCCUCAGGACUGCGUACGCCAGCGACACCCGGCCGGGACAGUGUGUGCUGGUGUCAGAGGGCGAGGCGGGUCGGACGAACCGGGAGGGCCGUCUGUCCCGGAUCAGCCGGGUCGGCGUCACGGAGAGGACGGGGGCGUUCGCACCGCUGACCCAGCAGGGGACGCUGGUGGUGCACGGCGUGGUGGCGUCCUGCUACGCCGUGGUGGACCAGCACGCCCUGGCCCACUGGGCCUUCGCCCCGCUGAGGCUCAUGCACAGCUGGACCGGAUCCGUCGGGCGCCACCGCGACGGGAUCCACUGGUACUCUCAGCUUUUACACUGGCUGGGCGAGAAGCUGCUGGACUCAGGACGUCUCCAUCCGCUGGGCGUCGCUCAGGGCGACAGGUGAGGAUGGAAGCAGGAAAAAACUAACAGAAAGCCACAAAUCCAAACCUGAACAGAACCGAGAGCAACCUCCAGGAGAUGCUGAGGCUCCUGAUGGGAGGUUUUCAGCAGGAAAAAGGGAACUGUGACGUGACACAGACCAGUUUUUCCAAAAUAAUAGAAAGAACAAUGUGGAAACAGAAAACAAGCAGAUGUUUUUAUCACUUUUGAAGUACUAUGAAGCACCAAACCCUUAAAACUCUACUCUUAAAACACCUAAAGUUUAAAAUACAGGGGGUCCUUGACUUACAUCGGAGUUCCGUUCCUACGGAUCGACGCAAGUCGAGUUUAAAGUUGGAACUCCGGCAAAAAUGUAAACAAAACCGUUACAUCAUUACGAUAUCGAUCAGUUCUUCGGAAACGUCAUGUUCCAAGCGCUUAAUUAUGUCUAAUUUCACUUCCAUGGAGACGGCUUUCCCUUUCUUCCAAGCAUCAGAAGAGUCUGAUUUAUGUUUGGGAACCAUAAUGAAGGGCAAAAAGUUAGUGAAUGUAGCACAAUCCAAGGUGGAGUACAACCGGAGAAAGUAAACAAAGCCGUCUUAUAGCGACGUAUUCGUCCACUGUUCUACCCAAAUAGUUUCACAUAACCAGUUCCAACAAAGCGCCGUAGGUCGAGGACGCCGUAAACCGAGGACCAUCUGUAAGAUUUACAAGAGUUGGUCUGAGAUAUUUCUAUAAUAAUCCUUGUAUUUUAUAGGUUUAAAGCAUAUUUAUUAGAAAUUAAUUGAUAAAUUAAUGAAAAGCAGUUAAUCAGUGUCCUUCAUUUAAUGGAUUAGGAGUAAUUUAUGUCACACUUUAAGGACUUUCAGGUUGUAAAUUAAGAAAUUACAUUAUUUGGUUCUUUAAAUGUCUUUUAUUCCCUUCAAAGCAUCUAAAAUUUGCAAAUAAAUUAUAGAUUACAAUCAAUAAAUAUUGUUGUUACUUCAUUAGAAAUGGUUCGAUUAAUGGAAAAUUUUAUAAAAAUGUGUUUAAAUACAUUUUCUGCAUAAUUUAAGGUUAAUUUAUGAAGUCAAACUGCCGUCAAAUUGACCAAAAGCCAUGAAAGCAUCACUUCUCAUGUCUACUGUAAAUGUGUCUUUAAUAGUUUGGUCACUAAAGUAAUUUAAUAAAACACUAUUUUCCGAAAUUUAAUCUUUUAAUACUGAGUAAGAAUGCCCUUAAAUUUUAUUAAUUUGUACCUGAGCUCGAAUCAAAGUUCCAACUUUAAUGUCACCUUAAAUUAAUGUUUUAUUGCAACGUAAAUGUAAAUUAAGGUAAAACUGUUGGUUAUUUUUCAUGUUUUUAUCCUAUAACAACCCCUUAAACUGUGCUGACAUUCCAUUGAAUUCACACUUUAACAAUCAUCAAAGCAUUCAGUGACUUUAAGGUAGAUUAGUGAGAUUUUAAGGUGGAAUUUUAAGGGAUUUGGGUUCAUAGUGACGUCCACAGGGAUGCUGUGCUCUUUGUAAAAGAAGAAAUGUUGUUUUUCUUCCAACAAAUGUAUGUAACGUACUGCUUUAAUACAGAGAUUUUAGAAGAAAUGAUAGAGUAUUUAAGUAUUGUUUGUUUACAGAAAAUCCAAUAUGAAGUUAUUAUUAUUAUUGUUAUUAUGGGUGAAGAGAUUUAUUUUUGAAAUUAAAUUAUAUGGAAAUGA
Messenger RNA from Acanthochromis polyacanthus (spiny chromis), 2943 nucleotides. RefSeq names its product indian hedgehog B protein-like. The coding region runs from base 16 to 1275 and encodes 419 amino acids. Gene Ontology annotation, molecular function: calcium ion binding; patched binding. The record is from RefSeq and is a predicted model, not a curated record. The transcript is spliced from 3 exons. Gene Ontology annotation, biological process: multicellular organism development; intein-mediated protein splicing; cell-cell signaling. Lineage: Eukaryota; Metazoa; Chordata; Actinopteri; Pomacentridae.